AAAUACCAAUUUGUUGGGAAUAUGAAAAGAAAAAUGGAAAUCCCAAAUUCAGGGGGGUCAAUCUCAAAGAGACCUGUGAGAAAGAGGAUAGCUUCUAGGAAUUAUGAUGAGAAUUUGAUGGAUAAUUUCAUGGAUGAGCAGUUGGGUGGGCCGGUGAGGAAGAAGAUUAGAACGAAGAAAGAUUUGGAGAAAGAAACUGAAAAAGAGGCCUUGAUUGCUCUUUCUUUGGGCUUCCCAAUUGAUGACCUUCUUGAAGAAGAAAUAAAGGCUGGAGUUGUAAGUGAACUGGAUGGGAAAGAGCAAAACGAUUACAUCGUUGUGAGAAACCAUAUUCUUGCAAAAUGGAGGGAGAAUGUGCAUAUUUGGCUGAACAAAGGAAGGAUAAGGGAAACUGUAAGUGUUGAGUAUGAACAUUUGGUAGCCAUAGCAUAUGAUUUUCUUUUGAGUAAUGGGUAUAUAAAUUUUGGGGUUUCACCGUCAUUUGUAUCUAAUCUUCCUGAGGAACCUAGUGAAGGGUCUGUAAUUAUUGUUGGUGCUGGACUCGCUGGUUUGGCUGCAGCAAGGCAACUGAUGUCGUUUGGAUUCAAGGUAAGUAUCCUUGAAGGUAGGCACCGACCUGGAGGGAGAGUUUAUACUGAGAAAAUGGGAUGGAAGGGAAAGUUUGCUGCUGUGGAUCUUGGUGGCAGUGUUAUAACUGGUAUCCAUGCGAAUCCUUUGGGAGUUUUGGCUAGACAACUUUCCAUUCCGCUUCACAAGGUUAGAGAUAAGUGUCCUUUAUACAAGCCUGAUGGUGCUCCUGUUGAUGCAGUAGUUGAUUCCACAAUUGAACUCAUUUUCAAUAAGCUACUAGACAAAGUUACUGAGCUAAGAAAAAUCGUAAGUGGAUUGGCUACUGAUGUCUCGUUAGGCUCUGUUUUGGAGACACUUAGACGAUUAUAUUGUGUGGCUAAAACUAAAGAGGAGAAGCAACUUCUGCAUUGGCAUUUUGCAAACUUGGAAUAUGCAAAUGCUGGAUGCCUCUCGGAACUCUCUGCUGCCUAUUGGGAUCAGGACGACCCUUAUGAAAUGGGUGGUGAUCAUUGUUUUCUUGCUGGUGGAAAUCGGGGUAUGAUCAGAGCACUGUGCAAAGGAGUUCCUAUAUUCUAUGGAAAGACUGUUCAGACGAUAAAGUAUGGAAAUGAAGGAGUUGAGGUCGUUGCUGGGGACCAACUUUUUCAGGCAGACAUGGUCCUAUGUACUGUUCCUCUUGGGGUACUAAAAAGAAGAUCAAUUAGAUUUGAACCAGAGUUACCUGAGAAGAAGCUUGAAGCUAUUGAUAGGCUAGGAUUUGGGUUGCUGAAUAAGGUUGCCAUGGUAUUCCCUCAUAUUUUUUGGGGAGAAGACUUGGAUACCUUCGGUUGCCUCAACCAUCAUAGCCACAGACGAGGAGAGUACUUCUUAUUUUACAGUUACCAUACUGUUUCUGGGGGUCCAGUACUUAUUGCACUUGUUGCUGGUGACGCUGCUCAACUUUUCGAAAGCACAGAGCCAUCCACUUUAAUUAAUCGAGUGAUUAACAUUCUCAAAGGCAUAUAUGAACCAAAGGGAAUAAGCGUGCCUGAUCCUAUACAAUCCAUAUGCACAAAAUGGGGAAGUGACCCCUUUUCGUUUGGCUCAUAUUCACAUAUUCGUGUUCAGUCAUCUGGCAGUGAUUAUGACAUACUUGCAGAAAAUCUUGGAGGUCGGUUGUUUUUUGCUGGAGAGGCUACGAUUCGACAACAUCCAGCCACCAUGCAUGGAGCCUAUUUGAGUGGCUUAAGAGAAGCUUCUCACAUUUCCCAAACCAUGAAAGCGAGGCAAAAUAAUCCAAGGAGGACUGUAUCAAAGAAUGUUGGACCAAGCAAUGAUGUCUUGGAAGAGUUGUUCAUAAAGCCAGAUCUAGCAUUCGGGAAGUUCUUAUUUGUAUUUGAUCCCCUCACUUGUGAUUCUAAAUCUUUAGGACUCAUGAGAGUUACUUUUGGAAGAUCCAACGAUGAAUUUAAUACAGUGGAGGCAGAUAAUAUGCCUCAACAUUUAUUAAAUCCAUCACUGCAGCUUUAUACAGUUGUGUCUCGUGAGCAAGCACAUGAGCUGCAGUUGGUGAAGGAGGGAAACAAUUGCAAAUUGUCAGAGUUGCUUAAAGGUCUUGGGUUAAAGUUAGUGGGAGCGAAUGGACUAGGAGUUCAAGGCCAUUCUUUGGCUGCUAAAAUUGUUAAUGCUCGAAAAGGUAGAAGAAGGAGUCGAAGCUGUACUGCCAAGCAGAAGGCAGGCAACAAUAGUAGUCAGUUACCUUGA
Molecule: messenger RNA, 2313 nt
Organism: Solanum verrucosum
Lineage: Eukaryota; Viridiplantae; Streptophyta; Magnoliopsida; Solanales; Solanaceae
Product: lysine-specific histone demethylase 1 homolog 2
Exons: 2
Coding region: 22-2313 (763 amino acids)
Molecular function (GO): protein binding; oxidoreductase activity
Source: RefSeq, a predicted model, not a curated record